Messenger RNA from Postia placenta MAD-698-R-SB12, 675 nucleotides. RefSeq lists its product as hypothetical. Lineage: Eukaryota; Fungi; Basidiomycota; Agaricomycetes; Polyporales; Adustoporiaceae. Bases 1 to 675 code for a protein of 224 amino acids. The record is from RefSeq and is a predicted model, not a curated record. The transcript is spliced from 3 exons.
AUGUCUUCUCGCUCCGCCACCCCUGCCUCGACGCCUUCGCUCGUCAACCGCUGCCUCACCUCCUUGCUCGUGGUUCUCGAGGCUCCGCCAACCGCCGACGCCACGCUUGACGUGGUCGAAGAGUGGGCACAAGACUUGUCGCCCCUCGUCCUCGCCUAUCGCAAGGCCUUGGGCGCCAUCCGCGACGAGGAGACGGAGCUGCGCGUUGCCGCUGCCGUCAAGCAACUCGCCGAGCGGGCGUUGGAGUCCUGGGUCGAGUGGGCACGCGGUGACUGGCCCGAGCUUGCGACCGCCAUCGACGCCGAGGUCGAACGACGCGUCGAAGAGCAGAAGCGCCUCGCCGAAGAGGAAGCACGACACGUCGAAGAGGCCGUGAAGCGUGCGAAGGCCGCCGAGGACCGUCGCCUCGAAGACGAACGGCAUCGAAAGGAUGAAGAGGACCGUUGGAGACAGGCUGCCGAAGACGAGCAUCACGCACAAGAGGCCACCGAUGAGGAGUUGGCAAGGAUCACGGCCGCCGAGGGACUUCUCGACAAGGGGAAAGGGUGCACGAAAGUCAACGAGGAGGUCGCCGAGUUGUCUGACAACCCUUCGAUUAAGACUCCUCGGACGGUCGAACACCCGUUCGCAAUGAUGGAGGCCGACAUGGCCGCCGUGGCGAUUGAGAAGCGUUAG